AAUGACAUGAGCUCAGAUAAAAGCAUGGGUCACCAUUGGACAAGUUCACUUUGACUUAGGACCCAGCCGGCUGCAAGUAACUGAGUGCUACUAUAUUAUUAAUACUUGUUUAAAUUAUAUACAAAUGCAGCAUAUCAAAGAGGAAUUUCACAACAAACUAAAAAUGGGUGCCAUUGAAGAAGUAUCUUCUAACAAAAUAUUUGGGGGUUAUCAAAAGGUGUACUCCCAUGAGUCUUCAGAACUAAAAUGCAAAAUGAAUUUCUCAAUCUACCUGCCGCCUCAAGCCGAGGGUGGUGAUGUAAAGCUUCCAGUUAUCUUCUAUCUAUCCGGCCUCACGUGCAAUGAGCAAAAUUUUAUUACCAAGUCUGGUUUCCAAAGAUAUGCUGCUGAGCAUGGCAUCAUUGUUGUGGGCCCUGAUACAUCUCCCAGAGGAGUGAAGGUACCAGGUGAUGAUGAAUCAUGGGAUUUUGGUGUAUCUGCUGGAUUUUACUUAGAUGCUACUCAAGAGCAAUGGUCCAAAAACUACAGAAUGGGCAGUUAUGUGAACAAAGAGUUGUAUGAAUUGAUUCAGCAAGCUUUUAGCAAUGUUGUUGACCCUAAGAGGUUCGGCAUAAUGGGGCACAGCAUGGGAGGUCAUGGUGCUUUAGUUUCCACUCUGAGAAACCCUGGUUUAUACAAGUCUGUGAGCGCAUUUGCGCCUAUCUGUAACCCAUCCGCCUGCCCAUGGGGAGUAAAGGCCUUUACUGGAUACUUGGGUGAAGACAAGAGCAAAUGGGUUGAAUGGGAUGCUACUGAGCUUGUCAAGAAAUAUGAUGGUCCUCCACUAACACUCCUCAUUGAUCAGGGAAGUGCAGACAAAUUUUACGUUGAGAAACAACUCCUACCCGAGAAUUUAGUCGAGGCCUGCCGCUCGGCCGGAGUACCUAUAAUCCUGAACCUACGAGAAGGAUAUGAUCACUCUUACUACUAUAUUUCGACCUACCUCAAUGAACAUUUCGAGUUCCAUGCAAAGAUACUCAAGGCCUAAUUGCAAUCAUCGUCUGGCAGCCGUCUAAUACAAAUUGUGUAUGUAUAGUAUUUAUACCAGUGCAUUUUUUAAAGUUAAAUAUUGUCUAACAAUAUUUUUAGAUGGUAAAGGAAAAUAUUUUUUUAUAUGGGGAGAGGAUAGGGUAAAAUGAUUUUUAAAAAUAAAAUAGAAAUAUGUGAUUG
Messenger RNA from Leguminivora glycinivorella, 1209 nucleotides. RefSeq names its product S-formylglutathione hydrolase. Lineage: Eukaryota; Metazoa; Arthropoda; Insecta; Lepidoptera; Tortricidae. The record is from RefSeq and is a predicted model, not a curated record. The transcript is spliced from 5 exons. Gene Ontology annotation, molecular function: S-formylglutathione hydrolase activity. Bases 125 to 1027 code for a protein of 300 amino acids. Gene Ontology annotation, biological process: formaldehyde catabolic process. Gene Ontology annotation, cellular component: cytosol.